UUACGUAGAUAACAAAUGCUGAGAAUAAUUAACAAGAAAUUUCGUCACCUUUAUAUUAACGUUCACGAAAAACUAAACGUGAUUUUCUGUAAUGUUUUCUAUCAAUUUUUCCUUUUCACAGGGAAUCCAUUCUUGAACGUCACCCAAUGUUACGGCAUCAACACGCAUCUCCUAGAAAUAGAAUGCCAAAACCACAACGAAGAAGUCGUCCUGAAUUCUUUGAAACUUGGAAGUAAACAGCUCCAAACGAACUGCACGGAAUCGAAAUCGGACACAAACUUCUGUUGUCAAUGGGAUUCCGAGAAUGAUUGUUACUUUGAUUAUGGUCAACCCUUAACUGCGACGGACGAGAAAUUCCGAAAAUGUCACGGAAAAUCCCAAUGCUGGUUUAUUGUAGACUGGGCCUUAAAUAUUGAUAAAUGUCCCACUUCAAGGUUUGGCAUGACCACACAGUACAUGACUGCAGAAUAUCUGUGCGCAAAAAAAAACGACAUCAUGGAAGUAUGUUCUCCGACUGGUCCAGAAAUUAUAUCUCGCCAGGGUAAACCAAUUUAUCUAAAAUCUCCCGGAUACCCUUACCUGAAGAAGGGGGCAUGCAGGUGCAAUAUCCAGACAACAGGUCUUGUAAACCACCGGAUCGAAUUGAAAGCUCUUAAUGCAGAAAUUAAUUACCCACAAUCCUUGUUUGUUUUUGAUGAAUCCGAUACGACAAAUUACCCAAUGAAAAAUAUUACGUAUGAAAUGAAUUUGAAGGGUCUCGAUACAAUCUAUGUAGCGGACGGCACAAAACCUGGCAUCAGUUUAUGGUAUUUACCCCAAAGAGAAUUUGCUUUCUACUUUGUAGUUAAUUCAUCGAUCGAAACAACGAUUAAGGUUUCCUGUUCCCCUUUCAAGCGAGCAGAAUUGUAUUCCAAGAUCGAACGCUCACGUUACCAAUUGAUACAGACAUCGAAGAAUCUAUCAAACUUCGCCAUGUUAUUUAACAUAGAUUUCGUCAAAAUCCUUGUUCCCAUACUAGUGCUGCUUCUCAUUGCUGUAAUGAUCAUCAUACUUAUCGUUUAUCGAUGGAAACGAAAAAGGAAACACAACAUCAAAAAAGUUGCUCCUAAGGCGCACAGCUCAGACGAGAAUAUUUACGAUAACGCCAAACAAGUGCCAGAUGACGUGGAAUCGGUGAACGAUACGACACAAUUCUGCUCCAAGACUUGCCAAACGGAUUUUGACUCACUGUCUGAGAUCGACAAAAAGACGCCCUCUUCUGCUAAUAAUGAGGCAGACAUGAAUAAAUCAACAGAAUUAUCAACGUCAGAUAAUGGGUGUGUUAAUAAAGCUUUUGAAUCAGCGAAUGAUACAGGAAGUGGAGACGCCGCUAUUACAGUUGAAUCGCGAACGGAAAGUUGAAAUGUAUUUAUAUAUAAAUAAAAGAAAUUCGCGUUAAUACAUUCGCGUAUACAUACACACACAA
Molecule: messenger RNA, 1465 nt
Organism: Octopus bimaculoides (California two-spot octopus)
Lineage: Eukaryota; Metazoa; Mollusca; Cephalopoda; Octopoda; Octopodidae
Source: RefSeq, a predicted model, not a curated record